UUUAGCUUUAGAUACUCCCUCAACUAGUAAGUAUUGACACUUGUGCUGUAGGUUUCUUCUAUGUUAAACUUUAAUGUUUUUAGGUACGGCUGAGAUAGGCAUGGAAGUGCAACAAGAACCUGAAGAGAUAUUAAAUAAGCAGAAAACGAUAGGCAUUCAAGUUCGGCCUUCAUAUCGUAGCAAGUAUGUAGAGUGCAAUUUAAAAAUUCCAGUCCGGCAUUCAGCAGUUUCUCCAAUGCAUGUUUUGCUCAAAAAUACUGCUACAUCACCUUUGAAAGUGAAGAAAGCAAAGAAAUUAUUAUUUGAAGCAAGUAGCAGUAGCAGUAGCGAAAAAAGUUAUGCUGCAUCUCAGUCAAGCUCAUUUGCAUCAACUGUAAGUGCAGGAAGUAGUGACAUAAAGAUAGAUGACAAACAAGAACAGGAAUAUCAAGCCCUAAUUGUGACACGUUGUGUAGUAGAAAAAAACGCCAAAUUUUACCUGGGGGCACCAAAUAUGUGGUUGCCUGAUUUAGUGAAUUUGUUAAGUGCCAAAACAAAUUUAACGAAGGACAAUAUUUAUUUGACACUAAUGAAAAUAAAAUUAAAUGACCCAUUUCAACGUUUAGGUCACAUGUUUGGAAUGUCCACAGGAAAUGCAUCAAAAAUAUUUGCAAAGUCUUUGGUCCAAUUAGAACUCUACUUGAGCACACUAAUAUUUUGGCCACCUAGUGAGAAAAUUAAAUACUUUUUGCCAAUUCCAUUCCGAGCUCGAUAUCAUAAUGUUCAGUCUAUCAUUGACUGUCUGGAAAUAGAGAUUGAAAAACCCACAAACCCAGUACAGCAAGCUCUUACCUGGUCAGAAUAUAAAAAAUGCAACACUUUGAAAUAUUUAGUGUCAUCAACACCAGACGGUUUCAUAAAUUUUAUUUCCAUUGGAUAUGGUGGAAGGAUCAGUGAUUCAUUGUUGGUUCAGAUAUGUGGGUAUCUGGACCAAGUACCUGUUGAAUCAAGUGUAAUGGCAGACAGAGGUUUUAAGGAUAUUGCCAAAUUCCUGCAUGAGCGGAAGGUCAAUUUGGUUAGACCUCCAAGUGUUUCCUCAUCAACAAAACCCACUCGAGCUGAAGUAAUGGAAAGCAAAAGGAUAGCUAGUCUACGAAUACAUAUUGAGCGGGUUAUUAGACGCAUAAGAGAAUUUCAGUAUUUAAAGCCCCAUUCUGUAAUUAAUCAUAAUUUAAUAGCUCAGACUGAUGCAGUAAUUAAAAUCGCAUGUGCUUUAAUUAAUUUACAGAACCCAAUUAUAAAACAAAUGUGA
This is a messenger RNA of Sitophilus oryzae (rice weevil), 1291 nucleotides long. RefSeq lists its product as uncharacterized. Lineage: Eukaryota; Metazoa; Arthropoda; Insecta; Coleoptera; Curculionidae. The transcript has a single exon. Bases 74 to 1291 code for a protein of 405 amino acids. The record is from RefSeq and is a predicted model, not a curated record.